Camellia sinensis is the source of this 3399-nucleotide messenger RNA. Its product is annotated as protein NUCLEAR FUSION DEFECTIVE 4. NCBI's taxonomy places the organism in Eukaryota, Viridiplantae, Streptophyta, Magnoliopsida, Ericales, Theaceae. The record is from RefSeq and is a predicted model, not a curated record. Gene Ontology annotation, cellular component: membrane.
GUAAAAACAACACAAACGAUACAAGUUCAUUAUGUAUAUAAACAAGCCCGAGCCCAAACUCAAGCUAGAAUAACGUCGGUUCGUUUACUAUUUAAACAUAUUUUAAAUAAUAUGAAAUGUGUUAUAGAUGGAUACUUAAUUUAGAAUAAUAUUUAAUGGGCCAACCGAGCUUAACUUUUGCUUCAUUAUUGAGCUUCAAGCCGAAUUCGAGCUUCAUUUUCGAGCUCGAAAAACAAAUGGCAGCUCAACUCGUUUGUAGCGCUACCAGGAUCCCAAGGCAAACUCCACAAGACGUCCCAGACUAUGUUUUGACUCUACGUGCCUCUAUUAGUUCAAUUUUUAGAUAAUAUAUGAGAGGUAGAGAUGGUUGCGUUUUGGCGGGAUGUCCUGUUUUGGUUGCAAUUUCUAAGAUCCCACAAAAUAUUUAAGUUUAUGAGGUUGACAAUUGUUUUGGUAUUUUGAAAAUGACUUCCCUCCAAGUUGUGACUUGCGAAUAGAGGCCUAGUUAGUUUUUCUAAUACAUGAGGUCAGAAUGGAACACUGGAAAAUUAUGAUCACGUAAUAGUGACAGAAAGGAUAGAAUACCCGACUCUUUGUGAGAGAAGAUCUAUCGGCGUAUAUGUUUCCCAAAGUUAUUACUGAUAAUUAUUACUGAUGUAAGUAAUGGGUAACCAUAAUUUCAGAUGAAACGGGAACCAUAUUUUCAGAUGAAAAAUUGUUUGUGGAUCUAUCACAUGGUACAACACCUAUGGGUGAUCAUUUGAUGUGGAUAUCUAAUAUUGCAAAGACUCAUAGCUAAUCCAUUCCCUCUAAUUUUAUGAGUUCUUGGCUAAUGUCAGUAGCAUAAUGCUAAAGAAUUAUUUGCAUCCACGGGUUACUUUUGAGAGGUGAAGUUUUUCGAGUCUUGAAACAGUUCAGAAAGGAAAAGAAGUUGAGAGAGCUAAGUUUAUUAAAAUCAUGACUGAAAUGAAGGAAAAUUAUAUGUUUGUUGUUUCUUAAUUGUCCGACAUUAUGUUUAUCAAACAAAGCCAAUAUAUAGUUUCUGAUUUACUACUUAAUACUCGUUCAUUGCAUGACAUUCUUGAAACAAGUCCUCUUCAGUCUUCCCUCCCCUAGACCACCCCCUAAAAAUAUAUAUAACAAACUAGACCACCCUUUUUUUCACCCUAUUUUAGGCCAUCAAGUUCCAAAAUCACGCUUUAUUUGUUCUAAUCCUAAUUAAACUUUAUGCAAUACAUCUGUCUGCCUAAUUAAUUUUUCUAAAUAUUUGAAUUCCAUAAUUUAAUCGAAUGCUAAGUUAAUUUCACUUACCUAAUGACUUUUCCCUCUAUUUGAACCAACAAGAGUCAAGCCAGUAUCCAAUUCAAGUUCUAAACAUUGGGUGAGAAACUUUUUUUCAACUUGCUUUAGUGAGAGAUUCCAGUUAUCCAAACACUUGAGCUGGAACGAGAGUGACUUUCAUGAGUUUUCAAAUCGCUGCUCAAAAGCAAACCAUAUUGCCACCCUCAACCAUCAAUGUCAUUCACCUAAUAUUUUACUUGGCCAAAUCCAUGCAAUUUCAUUAUCUUGAAAAUAAUCAGCUGACAGCUACUCAAAACAAAUUUCAACAAAGACUUCCCAUUUUCGUGCAUUACUUUCACAAAAAAUGGUAUAAAGCAAACACUGGCAUGAUCUACUUUCCAAGCAAAAAUUUAAGCUAGCAACAUGACCAACUCAUCAUACACUAGUUCUCAAUUUUCUUGGAUAACCGUUGUGUGCAUCACUUUUCUACAAGCCAUAAAUGGUACCCACUCUAUAAGUUCUACAUAUUCAUCCCUAAUUGAGCAUCAUUACAACAUGUCUCAGGUGCGACUUAACUAUCUGAUUGUAGCUUUUGACACUGGAAGGCUCUUCGGAUGGUUUUCGAGCACUGCGGCUGAGUAUCUUCCUAUGUGGAUGAUCUUAUUGAUAGGAUUGGUCUUGGAACUAGUUGGUUUCGGCGUGCAGUACUUACACUUGAUAGGCAAGGUCUCCUAUCUAUCUUACUGGCAUGUACUCUUACUAAAUGUUGUAGCCGGAACUAGCAUUUGUUGGAUCAACACUUACUGUAAUCUAGUAGCUUCUAGAAACUUCAAAGACAAAACCAUAAUCUCACUAACGUCAAGCUAUUCUGCAUUGGGUGGAAAGUUAUACACAUUGUUAGUCGAAGGAAUUACAGGGAAAAGGGAUUCUCAAAACUCAAGUAUUUAUCUCCUCAUACGUUGUGUUGUUCCAACCGUGGUUGGGUUAGCUGUGGCACUAUUACUUAGCUGUCAAAAGCCGAUACAAUUCGGAGAACCAGACAUCUACCCAGCAGUGUUUUUGAUUGCUAUUGUAACCGGAGCAUAUGCUUUGAUUGAAAGCAUAGCACCACCUUUCAAGAACAUGUCCCCACAGCUAAGAAUUAUAAUCUUAGUUUUGGUGAUAGUGCUACCAUUUGCGGUGCCACCGGCCAUAAAUGCAAGCUUAUUCACACUAAAGAAAUGGAGCUCACAAGUGAUGCCCGAGGUGUCUACUAUGGAUAGUAGCUCAAACUCCCAAAGGGUCAUAGAGAUCUGUUGCAAUGGAGAAAAAGGAGGGGUUAUAGAGAAGGAACAGGUCGAGCAAGCCCAAGAAAAGAACAGGGAUAGUAGCUCAAACUCCCAAAGUAUCAUAGAGAUCUGUUGCAAUGAAGAAAAAGGAGGGAUUAUCGAGACGGAACAGAUUGAGCAAGUUCAAGAAAAGAACAGGGAUGUUGAGGUGCGAGAUGAGCAUGGGGUGAAAGAUCUACUGACGAGUCUGGAUUUCUGGUUAUUUUUUUGGGUGAAUGCAUGUGGAAUUACACUGGCAAUGGUUUAUGGGAACAACUUAGGGCGAAUAUCUCAAUCUCGUGGCAACAAAGAAGUUUCAUUUCUACAAGUGCUAUCCUCUCUAUUUGGCUUUUUUGGGAGGGUCUUCUCAGUCACUUUUGAUUGGUACACAAGGGAAAGGAAAUUAUUAUCAAGAUCAGCACUGAUAGCCAUCAUAAUGAUUCCCAUGCCUGCAUCAUUCUUCUUACUCACAAGUGACAGCAGCAUAUGUUUGUACAUUAGUACAUCCAUUCUAGGAGCCUGUUCAGGAGCCAUAGCUGCCAUAGCUUCCUCCACAACUUCUGAACUGUUUGGCUGUCAAAAUGCGUCCAUUAACCAGAACAUCGUUCUCACAAGCAUUCCUGUGGGUUCCUUACUUUUUGGGCAUUUAGCUGCUCUCAAUUAUGACAGAGAAAGAGGCAGCAAUUAUGGAGAAUGCACAGGGUUCAACUGCCAUGAGAAGACUUUCAUCAUCUGGGGAAUUAUUUGCUCCAUGGGAACAAUUCUAAGCUCUGUUCUACGUCUUCGAACACAAAAGUUUCACACCAAUUGA